Arabidopsis arenosa is the source of this 1327-nucleotide messenger RNA. The record is from the annotation of a GenBank genome assembly. NCBI's taxonomy places the organism in Eukaryota, Viridiplantae, Streptophyta, Magnoliopsida, Brassicales, Brassicaceae.
GACUUGUGGACUGGUGGAGUCGAUUAAAGUUGUGUUCUCUCUUGGUUUCUCUAUUACAAGAGUUUGGUUUUUGUAGAAGCUAUAUCAGAUAUGAGUAAGAGACCUCCGCCUGAUCCGGUGGCUGUGCUUAGAGGGCACCGUCACUCUGUUAUGGACGUUUCGUUCCAUCCAUCCAAAUCUCUGCUUUUCACUGGUUCAGCUGAUGGAGAGUUGAGGAUUUGGGAUACUAUUCAGCAUCGUGCAGUUUCUUCUGCUUGGGCUCAUAGUAGAGCAAAUGGGGUUUUAGCUGUAGCAGCUAGUCCCUGGUUAGGAGAGAACAAGGUUAUCAGCCAGGGAAGAGAUGGAACUGUCAAAUGUUGGGAUAUUGAAGAUGGUGGUCUAUCAAGAGAUCCAUUACUAAUACUUGAGACAAGCGCCUAUCAUUUUUGCAAGUUCUCUCUUGUUAAGAAGCCUAAGACUUCUCUACAAGAAGCUGAAAGUCACUCACAGAAUUGUGAUGAGCAGGAUGUUGGAGAGAUGUGUAAUUUUCAACUUGGAGAUGAUAGUGAACGAUCUGUGGAGGAUUCUGGUUUCCUUCAGGAUGGAGAUCAUGCUGAAGGUACCACUUUUGUAGCAGUAGUAGGGGAGCAACCUACUGAGGUAGAGAUAUGGGAUCUCAAUACCAGAGAAAAGAUCAUACAGCUUCCUCAAAGUAGCCCUGACGAAUCCCCCAAUGCUUCUACCAAAGGAAGAGGUAUGUGUAUGGCUGUUCAAUUGUUUUGCCCUCCUGAAUCCCAGGGUUUCUUACAUGUCCUAGCUGGUUAUGAGGAUGGUUCAAUACUUCUUUGGGAUAUACGCAAUGCUAAGAUUCCUCUAACAAGUGUGAAGUUUCAUUCAGAGCCAGUUUUAAGUCUAAGUGUUGCAUCAUCAUGUGAUGGAGGUAUCUCAGGAGGGGCAGAUGACAAAAUUGUGAUGUAUAAUCUCAACCAUUCAACUGGUUCUUGUACAAUGAGGAAAGAGAUUACUUUGGAAAGGCCCGGUGUAUCAGGCACCUCAAUUCGACCCGAUGGCAAAAUUGCAGCAACGGCUGGUUGGGACCACAGAAUAAGGGUCUAUAAUUACGGCAAAGGAAAUGCUCUAGCAAUACUAAAGUACCACCGAGCAACGUGCAACGCUGUGUCCUACUCUCCAGACUCUGAGCUAAUGGCGUCUGCGUCUGAAGAUGCAACUGUUGCUCUCUGGAAACUCUAUCCUCCCCAUAAAUCUCUAUGAUCUGCUAUAUGGUUCGGCUUAGUUCGAUUUCUUGACCUCAAUCUCUUGAAUUUGUAAAUACAUUCUGUCAUCAUGA